Molecule: messenger RNA, 3179 nt
Organism: Drosophila miranda
Lineage: Eukaryota; Metazoa; Arthropoda; Insecta; Diptera; Drosophilidae
Product: innexin inx2
Exons: 2
Coding region: 618-1721 (367 amino acids)
Biological process (GO): phototransduction
Cellular component (GO): gap junction; plasma membrane
Molecular function (GO): gap junction channel activity
Source: RefSeq, a predicted model, not a curated record
CUCUCAGACGAAAACCGAUAUCCGAAGUGUACGCUUUAGUGCCCGCUGCUGUGUCGGCGUUUAAUACUACCUGGGUAACACCGCCGCCAGCCGUCGCCGUUGUCGUCGUCGUCGCCGCUACCGCCACCGCCACCACAGCACCACCACCCGACCGCCCGCGCUUUUCGCUUGAGUUUGAGUUCGAGUUAACGAGUACGAUUGUCGCGUUGUCCGUCGUGUGUUUGAGAGCGUUCGCACCCGAAGACUCCGCCGAAGCCGAAAGCUCGCUGGGGGAUCUAACAAGAGCGCGCCUGUGUGACCAAAUCCAAGACCAAUUGUUGAUCGUGCCCAGAACCAGACGCAGGCGCACACCACCAAACAAGCACACACACACAAAUUAAGAAUAUUUUUUUUUUUACUGUUUUCGCUUGAUGUGCAUUAUUCUUGGGCCGGAGACUGAAGAGUUAUGUUGGACAAGUGAGCAGCAGGCCAUAAGCAAGAGCAGCAACAACAAGCCGUAAACGAAACAGCUCGGCAAUCGGCAAACGGCAAUCAGUCAAAGGAAGAACGAACGGUAAAAGAAGGCAAAUCAGCAGCAAGAGCAUUAUUAACGCAGCAGAGAAAACACCAACGCCAACAUGUUUGACGUAUUCGGCUCCGUUAAGGGCCUGCUGAAGAUCGACCAGGUGUGCAUCGACAACAAUGUAUUCCGGAUGCACUACAAAGCCACCGUGAUCAUCCUGAUCGCCUUCUCCCUGCUGGUGACAUCUCGCCAGUAUAUCGGGGAUCCGAUCGACUGCAUCGUCGACGAGAUACCCCUGGGUGUGAUGGACACCUACUGCUGGAUCUAUUCGACAUUCACAGUCCCGGAACGCCUCACCGGUGUGACCGGCAGGGAUGUGGUCCAGCCGGGCGUUGGCUCCCAUGUGGAGGGGAAGGAUGCGGUCAAGUACCACAAGUACUACCAGUGGGUGUGCUUUGUGCUCUUCUUCCAGGCGAUACUCUUCUACGUGCCGCGCUACCUAUGGAAGUCGUGGGAGGGCGGACGUCUCAAGAUGCUCGUGAUGGACCUGAACAGCCCGAUCGUGAACGAUGAGUGCAAGAACGAUCGCAAGAAGAUCCUCGUCGACUACUUCAUUGGCAAUCUGAAUCGGCACAACUUCUACGCCUUCCGCUUCUUCGUCUGCGAGGCCCUCAAUUUUGUGAAUGUGAUUGGACAGAUCUACUUUGUGGACUUCUUCCUCGACGGCGAGUUCAGCACAUACGGCAGCGAUGUGCUCAAGUUCACCGAAAUGGAGCCCGAUGAGCGCAUCGAUCCGAUGGCGCGGGUCUUUCCAAAGGUCACGAAAUGUACGUUCCACAAAUACGGUCCCUCCGGCGAUGUGCAGAAGUUCGACGGACUGUGCGUGCUGCCGUUAAACAUUGUCAACGAGAAGAUCUACGUGUUCCUGUGGUUCUGGUUCAUCAUCCUCAGCAUAUUAUCGGGCAUCUCGCUCAUCUACCGCAUCGCCGUCGUUGCCGGCCCCAAGCUCCGUCACCUGCUCCUCCGCGCCCGUUCCCGCCUGGCCGAGAGCGAGGAGGUCGAGCAAGUGGCCAACAAGUGCAACAUCGGUGACUGGUUCCUGCUCUACCAGCUGGGAAAGAACAUCGAUCCACUCAUCUACAAGGAGGUGAUAUCCGAUCUCUCGCGCGAAAUGGUCGACGAUGAGCACAGUGCUCACAAGCGACCAUUCGAUGCCUAAAAUCUAAGCGAUGACAAACACGAAAACGAAGACGAAGAUGGAAGAUCAGGACGAGGACGAGAAAAAGAACGACACCGGGGUGCUCAUCCAUUCAAGGAGUGGGCGUGGCAGUGUGCCAGAGUGCCAUUUCACGCAGCCGAAAUUGGAUUAAGAUGAGGUUAAAUAUGGACUCUCCAAGUCGCUGGAUGUCAAUGUAGACGAGGCCUUUCGAGCUAAUUGAACACAUAUCAACGAAUUCCAUGAUGAAUGGAAUGGAAUGCAGUUUGGAGUUUGGAGAGAUGGCGAAACGUAUACUGCUGUAAAGGAAAUAUGAAUAACAAUAAUAGUACACAAAUGAAUGUAACAAAUACUAGCCGAGCCCCAGGGGCUGGGGGUUGCCCCCAAGGGCGCACGACAAUCAGAAUUUAUGUGUGUUUGCAUGUAUGUAUGUAUGUUCCGAUGCCCCCACACCCCCUGGGCGAAAUCCAUAAAAGACAGGACAAAGGACAUUUUUCAACUAUACUAUAUACUAUAUUCCAUAUUGUAUAUUGUAUAUGUCGAGGAGCAGCUGCUAACGAAUUAAGUUAUGGGAUAGAGAUAUAUACAUACACAUCCAUGCAUAUAUAAUAUAUUUUUAAUAAGCAAUUACACAGAUAUUUAUACAUACGAAGAGACAUACAAUAUAUAUUUACGAAUGCCACAUGCGAGUAAUAUUUAUGCUAAGAGUUGUGAUCAUUGAUUAAGACAUCUAAAACAAAAACACAAAAAUUACAAAAGUAACAAAAAACAAAAAAAAAAAACAUACGGAUAUAUAUAUCCACGAAAAAAUAACAAUAAUUUACAAGUAGUAAAGAAACGCCAGCAUAAAGAGAACCCUAUUGAUAACACUUAUAUACAAUACCAUAUAUUAUAUAUUCUAUUUCAAUUUUUACACAUAUAAUUUAGCAAUUUUCGCCAGCAAUUAGUAAUAGUAAUUUUUCAUAAUUUUUAUUAAGAUUUCCCUUUUUUUUUUUGCAUGUUUUUGGUAGCAUUUAUAUAGUUUAGCGCAAUUUUUUUUACAAUCACAAGAUAAAUCAUCCAUAAAUGAGAGGAGGAACGGAGAAAAAUCUAUAUAUAUUUAUACAAGAUACUAAAAUAUAGUAUAUAUAAUAUAUAUAUACAUAAAAAAACUAAAUGUAAGUUCAUGGAAAAGACAAGCAACAAAUGAAAGACUCAAAGGCAAUAUUUAAAAGACAGUUAAAAUCGGAAAGCAAUCAAAAAAAAAAAAAAAAAAAAAAAAAAAAAAAAAAAAAACAAUGAAACAUAAUGUUUGUCAUUUUAGGCUAAGUUUCAAUUUCAAUUCCAUAUUUUUAUGCCUAAUUAUAAUUGUACGAAAUUAAUCGAAAACAUGAUGAUUUUCUUCUAAGAUUUAUCGUUUGUAUUCAUUCAAGAACAACUCCAUUUCAUGCGGAAAUAAACGACAGAAUAAAACAAGGAAAA